UAACUCAUGAGAUUUUUAGUUCGGGUGCGCAGUGUACGAUCAGCGUUUCACGCUGCUUUCACUUUGAUCAUUUCUCUACUGAAAGGAUGAACAGUUUAAGAAUAUCCUUGAUUAACCUGCUUGGGUUGUAUCUAAUAUUUUCUGAGGAGCACAGUGGAUGCUGCUCGGACACUGUUUGGCAGCCACCAAGACCGAGCAUCAGUCAUCUGCGGGCAUUCAGUGACAAUCAAAGCCUCGUGGUGAGCUGGCUGGUAAACCACAGUGCCUUAGUGGGCAACAUUAAUGAGCUCCAGAUCAGCCGCACUGAGGACCACACUGUUAUUUACAGUAAAAAUGUAAGUGCACCCUCUCCAGAUUCACAUGAAUAUGCAUGGACAUGGACCUCUGAUCUACCUCUGGAGUGUGUGCAUCAUUCAGUCAGGAUACGGUAUUUCUACAAUCAGUCUGUCCCGAGUCCCUGGAGCAAAUGGGUAACUAACUAUGGAGUUGAGGCAACGGAUAAGACCAAGAUUUUCCCCGUGGAUCGGGUGCUGAGAGAGGGCACCAGUGCCAUGUUCUGCUGCGUUCCCGCAGUUGGAUUGAAAAUCUCCAGUAUAACCUUCUAUGACAGCAAAUACCCUCUCAUCAGCAUUGGAGCCAGAGUCAAGGCUAUCGUUGUCGACAACCUGACCAUCCGAAAAGAUUGCAUUAAUGCUGUCUCACUCAGUUGCAGUGAUACAUCUGGCAAUAUCUGUCACACGUGGAACUUUGUCAGCUCUCCCCCCCAGAAGCCAAGAAACCUCAGCUGCACGACCUCACAAAUGACAACUGUCACCUGCACCUGGGACCCAGACAAAAAUCGAUACCAAUAUGAUCGCAACAAGCAAACACACACUCUUCACUUACAGAAAUCAGACCAGGCUCCCAUCAACUGCGAGCCAUCCUCCUGUACUUUCCCGGCCAUCCCACAGCUGGAAGAAUACAACAUCAGUGUGGUGGUGAAGGACCAGCUGGGAGAGGAGACAGAGAGCUACAGCUUCAAUAUCUCUGAAAGAGUGCUUCCUUUUGUGGAAAUAAACAGAGUGAGCCCUGGGGUGACAGACACCGCCGUGUCGUGGACCGUACGGGGGAACUUGACUCAACUGAACCUCCUCUGUCAGGUCAACGUAGACCCAGGCAGCACCACCAAGCUUAACUGCAAUAGUGUGAAUGAUCCGUGCAAAGUCAAACUGGAGCAACUGCUUCCCGACAGCCGCUACUCUACCAGGGUGCGCUGCUCUGUCAAUGGCAGGCUCUGGGGAAAAUGGACAAAGCCCAUAUCUUUCAAAACCUAUCGAUUAGUGACCUUAAACUUAUGGAGGAAAAUAAAGCAGAUGUCCGACCCCCGCAGUCGUCAAGUUACUCUAUUGUGGACGACGCAUGUUCAUGGCUCAGCAACCACUGUAACCAUCCAAGGUUACACAGUUCAGUGGUCGCAGGAAGGCCUAAACAGGACUGAGUGGAAGGACGGGGGACAGACCCGUGCAGAGGUCUCCAUCGGUCCAGGACAGUGUAACUUCACUGUCCAGGCUGUCCCUGACACCGGUCCCUCCAUCUCUGCUCAUAUCACCAUCCCAAAGUUGGAUGAUAGUGAGAACCUCCCUGUAGGGAAGCGGUUAAAAAGCAGCACAGCUGGUGGUUUCACUCUGUCCUGGGCUGAGCAGGACACUGCCACUUGUGGCAAUACAGUGGAGUGGUGCAAUCUGGGAAGCGCAGUGCCUUGUACUCUGGAAUGGAUAAAGAUGCCGGAGGGAAACAACACAUUAUUCCUACCUGCUAGUAAAUUUUUGUCUUUUAGUUUUCCUUUAGUGGUCACUGUAAGUGCAUACUUUAAGUUCUUUUUUUUUGCUAUUUUGGUAUUCAAUGUCAUACACCUUUAUUUUGCAGGCAAGUUCAAAGCAGGUUGUAGGUAUACAUUUAAUAUCUAUGGGUGCACAGAAAAUGGACAUAGACUACUGGAAAUACAGACUGGAUACUCACAAGAGCUUGGAGCUGUGAAGCCUCCGGUUCUGGUUGAACCUGUUGAGAGAACCCCCUCAUCUGUGAAACUGGAGUGGCGUUACAAUGAGGAUGAUCCGGCUCAUCUGGCAUUCAUCACUGGUUACGUGGUUACUGUACAGGAAGGUCAUACUGCAAGAGGGGCAGAGGACAGCCUCAAGAAUAAUUUCAGUUUGUCAGUGGAAGACCCUCGGAAUAAGUCUUUGACCAUUGAAGGUCUGAGGCAGAGCCAUGACUAUGUUUUCUCUGUGAUGGCACUUACCCAAAAGGGGCCUGGACAAGCAGCCAGUAUCACCGUCAGGACCAGAACCAACUACUCUGCUCACUUGACCAGUAUCCUGACUCCCAUAUUGUUGCUGCUGGGCUGCACCAUUCUUCUGUGGCGUCAAAGAAAAAUGCUGAAGAGAGGGCUGAAGGAGAUAUUUGCUUAUCCUGCUGGUAUGAACAUCAAAACGUCUGAGUUAGAGAACUUCCUGCAUGAGACUAUUGAGAGGAUGCAGUCUCGCAACGUGGAGGAGUGCAUCAGCUGUGACAUUGAGAUCCUGAAUACCUGCCCUCAAGUGAAUGAAACAACCACACUCAGCCGUCCUGAACCCUUGAACACACCACCCUCUCCUGGUUCUCAGUCAUCUACUUCAUCCUUGUCACCUUCCCGUGUGCCACUCCAAGACUACUGUCAGCACUCAGCCAUGUUGCUCUGUGAGGGACCGGCCCCUCAGCAAAUGGCAUGCAUCUCAAAUAAGAAUUACUUCUACUCCUUGCUGGAGGAAAACUCUGAGCCAAAAGAAGUCACAGCUACUGAAAUCAAAUCAAGCUUUGAACCUUCUGACUGUGCGCAGGAAUCAUAUAGUGUUACAUACGGUUAUAUCUCCAGUGAUACUUUACAAGUAUAAAGUCCAAAACCAAGCCAAAAGCUUCUAUGCCAUAUAUUUCAUGUCUCAAUUUCAAUAGUCUAAAUGCUGUGAACAGAUGCUUUGUUCAAUGGACAUAAUGCGAAUCUGCAGCUUUCUAAUGUAAAGAUGUUAAGGUUUUGUAUCCUGCCACAUUUCAACAGAAUAUUUGCUUGUGUGAUUUGUUUGCAGACUUAUUGUAAAAUAUUGUAUGUAGAGCAGAAAACGCAGACCAGGUAAUCUAAAAAGCAUUUGAAACAACUUUGUCUCUGCAGCAGUACAGUACAAAAAUGAAACUGAAGGUGCUGUUAUAUGGGAAAGUGUACACGACGGCUUAAGAGGAACUCAGAGUGCUAAACUGUGAAGCAACGAGAGAUGUUUAUCUACAGGAUGCAAACGGUACCACAGAUAAGGUAGCUGAACAUAUCAAGUGGAAGGAAAAUAAAAUAGCAUGUUUUUAAAAAUUAAAAAACUGUGUUAUCAGUUAGGAGGAGGUGGUAUGUAGGCGUUACAUUAAAAAAAGUCAGCCAUAUUGAUGUAUUAUUUCAAAAAAGAUUGGCUAAAUAAAUGAAUAAAUAAACAAGCAUAAAUAAAUAAGAGUAAAGUGUUAGUGGUCAGAAUUUCUUUGUAAACUUUGAAUUCAGUUCUGUGCAGUGACUAAUGGGUAAGCAGUCUGUUUUUACUGUGAUGAGGGUCUGACUCAAAUAUCAA
Xiphias gladius (swordfish) is the source of this 3617-nucleotide messenger RNA. It is a transcript of the gene osmr, whose product is annotated as oncostatin M receptor. The transcript is spliced from 16 exons. Gene Ontology annotation, biological process: cell-cell adhesion. Gene Ontology annotation, molecular function: protein binding. The record is from RefSeq and is a predicted model, not a curated record. NCBI's taxonomy places the organism in Eukaryota, Metazoa, Chordata, Actinopteri, Istiophoriformes, Xiphiidae. Bases 87 to 2909 code for a protein of 940 amino acids.